GGAAUCGAAGCGUAUAAUUUUAAUUCUUUUCUUUUCUAUUAAGAAAAGAAAAGAAAAUUGGACCGAGAGAGAGAGGGGGGCGUGGAAGACAACAAAGAGAAGAAGUAGAAGAAUAAGGUGGAUCUGUUCGGUACUCUGUUUGUGAAUUAGGGCAUCUUUAUUGAAAAAUGGCGUUGCAGUGGAUGCUUUUGGCUUAUACGGUGGCAGUGGAGGCUGCCAUCGCCAUUCUUCUUACCAUUCCUUCACCCAAGUUGCUCAAGAAACGCUUCGUCUCUUUGAUUUCACUCAUUCUACAGCCUGCACUCUUCGUUGUCCCCUUCGCCGGCUUUCAGAUUCUAGAUAUCUACUGGAAGAAUGAGCACCGGUUGAUGUGCACAUCUGAGAUCUGUACCGCUGCUGAGAGGGAUCGAUAUGAGAAAUCUAUCUAUAAAGCUCAGAGGAAUGUGAUUCUGUGUGUUGCUGCAUGCCUUCUCUACUGGUGUAUCUACCGCGUUUGCAAGUAUAACAAAGAGAUUGAAAGUUUGGAGGAGGUAGAGAAAAGAUACAAAGAUCAGUAGGUUACAGGGAAUAUGAAAUCCUGUUAUAUGUGGGAAUGGUUUUUUAGCCACGGCUUGUGUUAUUGAUACUUAAAUCUUUGUUUGUACUUGAGUAUUGGAAGUAUUAACGUUAUUAGAACACUAUAACUUUGUUGUUUUAGCGUUGGUCAAUUAUUCAGCUUUAUGAAAAAGGAACUCAUACCAUUACUGUUGUUGGAUUAGUGGGAAUAAAAUAAUUUAGGUCUGGAUGCGAUUACAAUGAAAUAGAAUGAUCUCGUGUGGUUU
Messenger RNA from Benincasa hispida (wax gourd), 821 nucleotides. RefSeq lists its product as uncharacterized. Gene Ontology annotation, cellular component: endoplasmic reticulum; endoplasmic reticulum membrane. NCBI's taxonomy places the organism in Eukaryota, Viridiplantae, Streptophyta, Magnoliopsida, Cucurbitales, Cucurbitaceae. The record is from RefSeq and is a predicted model, not a curated record. Gene Ontology annotation, biological process: intracellular protein transport; endoplasmic reticulum to Golgi vesicle-mediated transport.